AUGGGUGAGCACAUCUUCCCACAGAUAGAAAAAGGACAACACCAGAUCCCACAUUACCCAGAACAGCAGGGGACAGGAGGGAGUCUUGCAGAGUCUCACAAUUGCUUGUGCGGUUCCAUGAAGAGAACCGCUUUUAUCCUGGGCUCUGGGCUCCUCUUGUUUGUGGCCUUCUGGAAUUCGAUCCCAUGGCAUCGUCAGAGAUUUUGGGGUGCUUCUGGCUACUUUUGGCAAGCCCAAUGGGAGAGAAUACUAUCCACAUUUGAAGACAAAGAGCUGAUCCUUUUCAUUGCAGGGUCCGGCCUCAUACCUGCACUGAUCUUCUGGACCUUCAGUGGGAUCCUACUGGUGGUGGACACAACUGGAAAACUGAAUUUCAUCUCCCGCUACCGGAUUCAAGUUGGCAAGAAUGCACCUGUGGACCCUGUGAAACUACGUCAGUCUAUCUACACAGUUCUUUUCAAUCAAUAUGUGAUCACUUGCCCCAUGCUGGUCGCCCUCUAUUUCUUGCUCAAAUUGUGGGCAGACCCCUGCCACCGAGCGCUACCCACUUUCAACCGGUUCCUCCAGGAACUGGCAGUCUUCAUCAUAAUAGAGGAAGUUCUGUUCUAUUACUCACACCGGUGAGCACAGCUGGUACCUUUCCCUACCGACUGCUCACCAAUCCACAGGAAAUCUGUGGCCUCUGAACUGUACGCUCUACCACUGAGCCACCUUCCCAGCCCCUCAUUAUUCUUCUUGCAGGUUUCCAAUAUGCUGCCUGCCAUAAUGGGUCCCUUAGUCAUGGGCUCCCACCUGUCCUCCAUCACUGUGUGGUUUUCCUUGGCCAUAAUCAACACUAUCAUCUCCCAUUGUGGCUACCACCUGCCCUUCCUGCCUUCCCCUGAAUUCCACGACUACCACCAUCUCAAGUUCAAUCAGUGCUACGGAGUGUUGGGGGUACUAGAUCACUUGCAUGGGACGGACAAAAAGUUUAAGCAGACCAAAGCCUAUGAAAGACAUGUUUUCCUGCUGGGCUUCACACCCCUGUCUGAGAGCAUUCCCGACUCACCAAAAAAAGAUUGA
Molecule: messenger RNA, 1062 nt
Organism: Dipodomys ordii (Ord's kangaroo rat)
Lineage: Eukaryota; Metazoa; Chordata; Mammalia; Rodentia; Heteromyidae
Gene: Faxdc2
Product: fatty acid hydroxylase domain containing 2
Exons: 6
Biological process (GO): sterol biosynthetic process
Molecular function (GO): C-4 methylsterol oxidase activity; iron ion binding
Source: RefSeq, a predicted model, not a curated record